AUGCAUUUGCAUAUGCACUUGCAUGAGUCGAUGCUUGACUUUGGUCCAGUGUAUGCAUUCUGGUUAUGUAGCUUUGAGAGAUACAAUGGCAAGUUGAAGAACAUAAAGAUGAACUGCAGAAAUGGUCUUGAGGUUACAUUUAUGAGAGUAUUCCUAGAAAAGGCAUUUAUCAGCACUUUCCUACAUGCAUAUUCUACCAACCUUUUGCUGCCAAUGAUACAGUUUCUCGAGAGUGUUGCUCAAGUUAUGUUGCCUUUGAUUAUGAUGAAGAAUGCUCACUAUCAGUGGUUAUUUGAAUUCGAUGUCAAGACUUACCAGAGUACAAGUGUUUCCUUCUAUGUGGUAGGGAGAAUCCCGAUUGGUGAGGAUGUGUUUGUGAACAAUUGGAUUCAAAAGGUGAAAAAGAUUUCGUUGCUGGGGCAAGAGUACUGCAGUGGUGAAAAGAAGAAGCACGGGUCUUUUUUUCCCGCCUACCAGUCCAGUCAUCACCAGCUGUUAGUUGAACAAGGCCUAGAGUUGUGGGAGAAGGGGUACAUGGAAGAGAGUUCUUCAUGCAUUGUUUCAGUGCAUCGUCUACAUUCAUGCUUUGCGUUGGCUACUUAUAAAAUGCAAAGUGAGAUGCAAAAACGCCUUGUCAUUCCACUGCCUAGAAAAGUAGUCACAUAA
Messenger RNA from Phycomyces blakesleeanus NRRL 1555(-), 666 nucleotides. RefSeq lists its product as hypothetical. The record is from RefSeq and is a predicted model, not a curated record. Lineage: Eukaryota; Fungi; Mucoromycota; Mucoromycetes; Mucorales; Phycomycetaceae. Bases 1 to 666 code for a protein of 221 amino acids. The transcript has 3 exons.